Messenger RNA from Lolium rigidum, 1089 nucleotides. RefSeq names its product UDP-galactose/UDP-glucose transporter 2-like. Gene Ontology annotation, cellular component: endoplasmic reticulum membrane; Golgi membrane. Gene Ontology annotation, biological process: transmembrane transport. The transcript has 6 exons. The coding region runs from base 2 to 1078 and encodes 358 amino acids. NCBI's taxonomy places the organism in Eukaryota, Viridiplantae, Streptophyta, Magnoliopsida, Poales, Poaceae. Gene Ontology annotation, molecular function: transmembrane transporter activity. The record is from RefSeq and is a predicted model, not a curated record.
CAUGACCAGCGGCGGGGAGGAGCAGGGGAGGCGGCUCUUCGGCGUGUCGCUCACGGACAGGCCCGUCUGGCAGCAGUUCCUCAUCUGCUCCUCCGGGUUCUUCUUCGGCUACCUCGUCAAUGGCAUCUGCGAGGAAUACGUCUACAACCGGCUUCAUUUCAGCUACGGAUGGUACUUCACGUUCGUGCAGGGGUUCGUCUACCUGGGCCUCAUACGUCUGCAGGGGUUCACGAUGAAGCAGAUGGUGAACCCGUGGCGGACCUACGUGCGCCUCUCCGCCGUGCUCAUGGGCUCCAACGGCCUCACCAAGGGCUCCCUCGCCUUCCUCAAUUACCCUGCACAGAUCAUGUUCAAAUCCACAAAGGUUUUGCCGGUGAUGAUAAUGGGGGCAUUCAUCCCCGGUUUAAGACGCAAGUAUCCGUUCCACGAGUACGUAUCAGCGGUGAUGCUCGUCAUCGGCCUCAUUCUUUUCACGCUCGCGGAUGCGCAAACAUCGCCUAAUUUUAGCAUGAUCGGCGUAACAAUGGUGUCCGCUGCGCUCGUCAUGGAUGCCUUCCUCGGCAACCUGCAGGAAGCCAUCUUUAAGAUGAACCCAGACACCACGCAGGGUUUACUCUUUGAUCAGAUGGAGAUGCUGUUCUGCUCAACUGUUGUUGGGCUACCAUUCCUUGCCGUGCCAAUGGUGUUAACCGGGGAGCUCACAACGGCAUGGAGUGCAUGUUCUCAGCACUUGUACGUGUACGCCGUGCUGGUGUUCGAGGCGAUGGCAACGUUCGUUGGGCAGGUGUCAGUGCUGUCCCUAAUCGCACUCUUUGGCGCCGCGACGACAGCCAUGGUGACGACGGCGAGGAAGGCGGUGACCCUGCUCCUCUCGUACCUGAUAUUCACGAAGCCCAUGACGGAGCAGCACGUCUCAGGGCUCCUACUGAUAACCAUGGGGAUCGUGCUGAGGCUCCUGCCAGAGGACAAGGAGAAGAAGAACCUGGCCGAGCGCAAGCAGGCAAAGAUGGUGGCGCAGCUCGGCGAGGACAAGCGGCGAGGAGAUGGAGUAGAGGAGGAGAAAUCGCCGUUAGUAUGAUCCAUGACUUG